Molecule: messenger RNA, 15508 nt
Organism: Lymnaea stagnalis (great pond snail)
Lineage: Eukaryota; Metazoa; Mollusca; Gastropoda; Lymnaeidae
Source: the annotation of a GenBank genome assembly
CAGGACUAUUUAAAUCAAUUAUAAUAUAUGAACUCGAAGUUAAUAAAUUUUAAUAAAUAAUUUCACCAAACAUCUUAAGCUUGACCCUAAUUAGCAAAAUAGCCUCGAAGCAACUUUGGGCCAGAUCUCCAUGGCUGAAAACAUCAACUAACUCGAUUACGAAUACGCGACUCCGGGAGUGCAAUUUCUGCACUGGGGAAUGACGUUGGGCGGUGCUUUUUAUCGGUCAACUCCAACGAAGCAUAUCGAGUGAAUAUUCAUGUUAGAAAUUUAUACAUUUGGAUUUUAGGGUUUCAAACUGUGUCGGGGAAGACUCCCGUCGAAUACGCUCGAUCCUGACUCCACGAGACAGCCACCCUCGGAUAUCAAAGGGCUCUGGUUGUACUGAAGGCAAGUAUUCGGUACACAUAUGAACUAACACGCUGAUCAGCUCAGAAUCGCCCAUUGACUGCUGAUAGUAAUAGAGGUCAAAGUAUGGUCCACAUAAACCUCCAAUACAAAUCUUAUGGGGGCGGCAUUCAGAGACUUAGCUCAAAGGUCUUUGUGGCGUCAGUCGGUUGAAAGGCCUCCCUGGAGGUAAGCGGAUACAGUUUUGGCCCUGGUCAGCAGUGAUUCCCAAACGAUUUGAGUAGCAAGGACUGUUUUGUUCAGUUUAUUUCUUUUUUUGUUUGUUUUUUUGUUAUCCUUGUUGAAGGGUUUGUGACAGGGAAUUAUGACAGGGAAUGGUGAAAAGGGAAUGGUGAGUGUAAAAGGUGACAGGGAAUAGUGGCAGCCUGACAGGGAAUGUCGACAGGGAGUUGUGACAUGGGAAUUGAGACAGGGAAUGGUGACAGCCUGACAGGGAGUUAUUACAGGGAAUUGUGACAUGGAAUGGUGAAAGCCUGACAGGAAAUUGUGAAAGGGAAUGGGGAUAGGGAAUUGUGGCAGCCUGACAGGGAAUGGUGACAGAGAGUUGUGACAGGGAAAUGUGACAGCCUGAUAGGUAAAGGCGACAAGGAAUAGUGACUGGGAACGGUGACAGAGUAUGGCGACAGUGAACUGUGACAGGGAAUGGUGACAGGGAACGGUGACAGGGAAUGGUGACAGGGAAUGGUGACAGGGAAUUGUGGCAGUUUGGCAGGAAAUGGUGACAGGGAAUGGUGAGAAGGAACCGUGGCAGGGAAUGUGAUAAGCAGAGCCGUCCCUUGGGGCGUGCAACCCCUGCGGCUGCAAGAAGCCGCCCAUUGUUGCGAUGCCCAACAGUUCGAACGAUCAACGUCGAGUGCCGAGGACACGCAACUGAGAAGAGGCAGUGGGCCUCCAAAAGUCACGUGAUGGCUCCUGUCACAAGGACUGUUGACCGGAAACGGUGAUUAGUUUUCUUUAAAAAAAAAUGUUUUAGAGUUAGAGACACUAUUUGUGGGCGUGUCCCUCGGUCAUUGCUGGCAGCAACCGUUCCACGGACGCCAUCUUGACAAGCCCACCAUCAUAAAGAGCGCAGUGAAAUGAUCUCAGUGAAAUGAUCUCAGUGAAAUGAUCUCAGUGAAAUGAUCUCAGUGAAAUGAUCUCAGUGAAAUGAUCUCAGUGAAAUGAUCUCAGUGAAAUGAUCUCAGUGAAAUAAUCUCAGUGAAAUAAUCUCAGUGAAAUGAUCGCAGUGAAAUGAUCUCAGUGAAAUGAUCUCAGUGAAAUGAUCGCAGUGAAAUUAUCUCAGUGAAAUGAUCUUAGUGAAAUGAUCUCAGUGAAAUGAUCUCAGUGAAAUGAUCUCAGUGAAAUGAUCUCAGUGAAAUGAUCUCAGUGAAAUGAUCUCAGUGAAAUGAUCGCAGUGAAAUGAUCUCAGUGAAAUGAUCUCAGUGAAAUGAUCUCAGUGAAAUGAUCUUAGUGAAAUGAUCUUAGUGAAAUAAUCUCAGUGAAAUGAUCUCAGUGAAAUGAUCUCAGUGAAAUGAUCGCAGUGAAAUGAUCGCAGUGAAAUGAUCUCAGUGAAAUGAUCUCAGUGAAAUGAUCUCAGUGAAAUGAUCUCAGUGAAAUGAUCUUAGUGAAAUGAUCUCAGUGAAAUGAUCUCAGUGAAAUGAUCUCAGUGAAAUGAUCUCAGUGAAAUGAUCUCAGUGAAAUGAUCUCAGUGAAAUGAUCUCAGUGAAAUGAUCUCAGUGAAAUGAUCUCAGUGAAAUGAUCUUAGUGAAAUGAUCUCAGUGAAAUGAUCUCAGUGAAAUGAUCUUAGUGAAACUCUCACUAUCCACAACUAUCCUCCCCCCCCACCCGCCAAAAUUUGUUAAUACUAAAAAAAUAAAUACAGACGUCUAGGAGAGUUACAACAGUUCAGGCCUGGCAACCACUAACAUUGGAGUUGCAGGGGGCGGGUCACCACUGGCUGUUCUCACCCCCCCCCUUACAUAUUCAACUCGGCAUUUUCAGCAUAUGGUGGAUGUUUCGUGGGUCGGGGGGGGGGCGGAUUGGCAUCAUAAAUAUGGGCCCAUCCAUGAUGGCACUAAGUGGAAGUAACCCUUGUUACGUCACUGCUGGCAACACAUCAUUUCUUGAAGCAGUUCAGGACGCUGAUGAAAUUCAUUUAUUUGCUGUUGGAAAAAAAGAUAUAAUAAAUUGAAAUUAAAAAAAUUAAUAAGAAUAAUUUCCUCAUCCUUUAAAUUUAUGUAUCUAUAAAAUUGGCAUGACUCCAACAUUACUAAAAAAAACCUGUUAUUUAGUUUGAAUUAGCAAAUUUCGACCCUCCCUUGUGGUUUUAAAAGCAGCGGUUCUCAAAAUGGUGUAACGGACCAGGGGAAAAAAUUUGAAAAACGUAAUAGUCGCUCAAAACAAUGACUCAUAGAUGGCGUACCAGCAUCAGUCGCUAACUAAACCACUCCUGCUGGUCCUUCAUUGAGUAGCCUUGUGUUAUGGGAUAUAGUUGCCGUAAGCUUACCCUUACACUCUCCAUGUGUGAUUACUAAAUGGAUAUCGGAUAUGACCAGCACUCGACCCAUUAAGCCAAUGUGUCCGGCUCUGAACUACGCGACGUUACCGUGAUCGACGAGUCGUUUAUUGAUCGAUGUUUUUUUUAUCAUCGAUUGGCAAAUCGGGGAAUCGCUUAAGUACUUUGUACGCUAAACGGCAGAACAACUUCUCCAGCAAUACACACGUCCAAAAGCUGGUUGAGCUGAAGUAAUUUAUAAGUGUUCGAAGUGGUCCAACCAAAUCAUCGAUUUUUUGGAAGCCGCCAUAAGAAUCAAAAUUAAUGUUUGACGUCACACCACCACGUGACGGCGUCUUAACGCUUUAAAUUUCAGUUAGGCGUGACGGAGAUGUCAAUUGUGUCAUUUAUGUCACAUGAGUUUAAUGUGUAUGUUUCAACAUGACAAAGUGGACACAUGUUCGGCUUAAUUGAAAAUAUCAAGAGGCCUUCUUUUCAUGUACACGACGUGUUUACGUCAUCUGAAUGAGCUCUAGCUGACCGCAUUUAGGGUGUGGCUAACAAAAAAUAAUCUCUCUUGACCUUUUUUAAUGACUAAAUAAAAUCUAUAGUCUGUAUUAUUAGAAAUCUGUAGAUUUUGUUUCAACUAUAUAGUAUAGUGCGUUCAAAAAGAAAUUUGACGAUAAAUUUUAUCUUGUGAAAUGAAAAAAAGAUUCAACAAAAUUUCCUUUCGCUCAAAAUUUUUGCCGAUCAAUUUUCCGUGGAUGAAAGUUCUUUCAAACAAAUUUCCGGUAACCUUAAUUUAGAUAUAAUUUUUAAAGAAUUUAAAUAGAUUCAAUUUCCGUAAAAUGCCACGAGUUUCCUACGACCGGAUCUAGAAAUACCAAAGGCCAAGGCCAUCUUGUUUAUCCAUUUUCGAUAUUAUAGUAAGGGGGGUCUUCACAUACUUCGUAUUUUUGUUUAAAUCAAUGUCGAUUUUUAAAGCUGAGUUGCUCAUAUCGACGGGUUUUGAACGUCCGACUCUAAAAAAAAAACGUAAACAAGGGGUAGUUUUUUUGUUGGUAUAGAACAGUUGCUUAUUUCUCCGUGACCUGUCACCGAACGUGGUGUUAACAACCAUAACAUUGCUAAGCUUUCAUUGGAUACCAUGGCAUAUUAUUUAUGUUUGAUGGCCGAUUUAUGAGGAUUUUUUUUAAAUUGAAAAAUUGGACCCUGUACUAUUAUAACUGGAAGUAAACAAUAUAAAAUCUUUUUGAAUUUCCGAUUCCGAAAAUACGGAAACAAGUGGAUAUUCGGUUCACAUAGAUAAAUGCCGCCUGUUCAAAUGCUAUGGCAAAAAAAAAAAAGUAACAACAACGUGUAUUUAGAAUGACGAUGAUGUCAAAUGACGUUAUGUGUUUCUGCCCCUCAUUCUUAUACCUAUAAGAAAAGGAAAGAAAGAGAAUGGCACACGGUCCUAAAGAGUACCUGACAGCAUACUCCAAGACCAACAGAUGUCGAGUCCAAUUAAAUUGAUUAUAAACAGAAUUAUGAAAACUGUUGGUCAUGUUUUGUGGCGUCCCUCUGAGGAAGCCGCGUCUCCCCGGGGUGCCGCCUCGCACAUUUUGCGCCCCACUGCAUAAUAACAUUUUCAUGCAGGGGUCCACUAUGUGGCUAAUCAAUUGUUGUUAGAGUUUUCCUCAGUCUUAAAUCGAUUUUCUUGAGAACUUUGAUUGAUUAAUUUCAGCUCAUUGGUUGAUACACACAUCGGGCCAGCAGCGUGACCACCUGGGAGAGCCAAGCGAGCCACACGACCCAAGAAACCCAGGCGAGCCCCAGAGAGUCCCGUCAACGCCGAGCUGCAGUGUACAGAGGCACUGGUAUGAGUUCCACGGGGAAGGUAGCCAUCGUGACAGGGGCGGCACAAGGCCUGGGGAAGGCGUUCUGUGAUAUUUUGCUGAAAAAUGGCGCCAAGGUAAGGAGGUGAUUGUGUUUGGUUCGUUGUUCUUGAGUGCGUACGUGUUUGGUUGGUUAAACAUGAGUGGGCACGUCUUUGAUUUGUUGGACAUGAAUGCGCACGUGCUUGGUUUGUUGUACAUCAUGAGUGCGUACAAGAUUACACAAGAUACUAUGCUACUUUUUUUGUACCCUUCUCAUGGGGAUUAUUUAAGCAUGCGUAACAGAUUAAUUGUGAUAUGAGCUUGGAGAAAUCUAUACUUUGAUAGGCAAUAUUUUUUAUGUGUAUUAUAACAUACUUUAUACUAUUUUAAAGGUAACAGAAAAAUUAAAUGAACACAAUGAUUCAUCCCUCCUUCUCUAAUAUUAUUUCACAGCUAAAAUUAUCUUAGUGAGGUUAAUCAUUUUUUUUUUACUUUUUGAAUGUGUGAGACUAAAAUAUUUGACCAUUGGUAUAUCACAGAUCUUGCCAAAACGAAAUCAGGAGUUAAAAAAAGUUUUCAAUUUCAUUCAUAUAUAUUUAUAUAGUGUUGCUUUUUUUUUAUCUUACGAGUGACGUUUGUUCCAGGUUGGGCUCGUAGACUUUAACAGCGAGCUGGGUCAAAAGACCUUGGCAGAGUUCGAGCAAAAAUACGGCCAGAAUAGAGUCAUGUUCGUGAAAUGUGACGUCUCUAACAGCAAACAGCUUUCAGGUAAUGAGAUGACAUGUUGUUCUCGUCAAAAUCACGCUGUUCUUUUAAGCUAAGAUUGACAUAAAAACACCAACAAUAAGCGAACAAGAACAUAAAAAAAUAAUAAUCUGGCGUCCCUGUAUUGAAGAUGAUCUUUGGGUCUUUCAAUUCUUAUCAGUGUAUUAGUUUUUAACUAUUUUAUUUCAAUAAUCUUGUAGAUAUCAGAGGCUCUGAUCAAAUUGUUGUAUGUUGAUGCUCAUAAUGUGUUAUAAAAAUACAAAACAUAAUUCUAGUCUAUUGAUAUCUACUAUAGCAUAUAAAGGUAUCCAGUGUAUUGACUUAUAUAAACGUGAGUACACCAGAUCAGUUUUGCGAAAAGCAAAAAGUACAGGUUUUGUUUGAGGGAACAUUUGCCUAUCACGUUUUCCCAUCGCGUUUCCCAUCAAAUUUGCCUAUCAAACUGUCCUAUAACAUUUUCCCAUCACAUUUGCCUAUCAAACUGUCCUAUCACAUUUUCCUAUCACAUUUGCCUAUCAAACUGUCCUAUCACAUUUUCCCAUCACAUUUGCCUAUCAAACUGUCCUAUCACAUUUUCCCAUCACAUCUCCCUAUCAAACUGUCCUAUCACAUUUUCCCAUCACAUUUGCCUAUCAAACUGUCCUAUCACAUUUUCCUAUCAAAUUUGCCUAUCAAACUGUCCUAUCACAUUUUCCUAUCACAUUUGCCUAUCAAACUGUCCUAUCACAUUUUCCCAUCACAUUUGCCUAUCAAACUGUCUUAUCACAUUUUCCAUCACAUUUGCCUAUCAAACUGUCCGAUCACAUUUGCCCAUCACAUUUGCCGAUCACAUUAUAUUAUCACGUUUGCCUAUCACAUUUACCUAUCACAUUUACUCAUAAUAUAUUUUGCCUUUCACAUCCAAAAGAUCUUUAACAAUUCAUUAUAAUAUGCUAAUUUCAAACUUUGGUGAGGUGCUUGUGAGGUGCUUGUGAGGUGCUUGUGAGGUGCUUGUGAGGUGCUUGUGAGGUGCUUGCGAGGUGCUUGUGAGGUGCUUGUGAGGUGCUUGUGAGGUGCUUGUGAGGUGCUUGCGAGGUACUUUUGAGGUGCUUGUGAGGUGGUUGUGACGUGCUUGUGAGGUGCUUGUGAGGUGCUUGUGGGUGCUUGUGGGGUGCUUGUGGGGUGCUUGUGGGGUGCUUGUGAGGUGCUUGUGAGGUGCUUGUGAGGUGCUUUUGAGGUGCUAGUGAGGUGCUUGUGAGGUGCUUGCGAGGUGCUUGCGAGGUGCUUGUGGGGUGCUUGUGGGGAGCUUGUGAGGUGCUUGUGAGGUGCUUGUGGGGUGCUUGUGAGGUGCUUGUGAGGUGCUUGUGAGGUGCUUGUGGGGUGCUUGUGAGUUGCUUGUGGGGUGCUUGUGAGGUGCUUGUGGGGUGCUUGUGGGUUGCUUGUGAGGUGCUUGUGAGGUGCUUGUGGGUUGCUUGUGAGGUGCUUGUGGGUUGCUUGUGAGGUGUUUGUGGGGUGCUUGUGGGUUGCUUGUGAGGUGUUUGUGGGUUGCUUGUGAGGUGUUUGUGGGUUGCUUGUGGGGUGCUUGUGAGGUGCUUGUGGGUUGCUUGUGAGGUGCUUGUGGGUUGCUUGUGGGUUGCUUGUGAGGUGUUUGUGGGUUGCUUGUGAGGUGUUUGUGGGUUGCUUGUGGGGUGCUUGUGAGGUGCUUGUGGGUUGCUUGUGAGGUGUUUGUGGGGUGCUUGUGGGUUGCUUGUGAGGUGCUUGUGAGGUGCUUGUGGGUUGCUUGUGAGGUGCUUGUGGGUUGCUUGUGGGUUGCUUGUGAGGUGCUUGUGGGUUGCUUGUGAGGUGUUUGUGGGUUGCUUGUGGGGUGCUUGUGAGGUGCUUGUGGGGUGCUUGUGGGUUGCUUGUGAGGUGGUUGUGAGGUGCUUGUGGGUUGCUUGUGAGGUGCUUGUGGGUUGCUUGUGAGGUGCUUGUGGGUUGCUUGUGAGGUGCUUGUGGGUUGCUUGUGGGUUGCUUGUGAGGUGUUUGUGGGUUGCUUGUGGGGUGCUUGUGAGGUGCUUGUGGGGUGCUUGUGGGGUGCUUGUGAGGUGCUUGUGGGGUGCUUGUGGGGUGCUUGUGAGGUGCUUGUGGGGUGCUUGUGGGGUGCUUGUGAGGUGCUUGUGGGGUGCUUGUGGGGUGCUUGUGAGGUGCUUGUGGGGUGCUUGUGGGGUGCUUGUGAGGUGCUUGUGGGGUGCUUGUGGGGUGCUUGUGAGGUGCUUGUGGGGUGCUUGUGGGGUGCUUGUGAGGUGCUUGUGGGGUGCUUGUGGGGUGCUUGUGAGGUGCUUGUGGGGUGCUUGUGGGGUGCUUGUGAGGUGCUUGUGGGGUGCUUGUGGGGUGCUUGUGAGGUGCUUGUGGGUUGCUUGUGAGGUGCUUGUGAGUUGCUUGUGGGUUGCUUGUGAGGUGUUUGUGGGUUGCUUGUGGGGUGCUUGUGAGGUGCUUGUGGGGUGCUUGUGGGUUGCUUGUGAGGUGCUUGUGAGGUGCUUGUGGGUUGCUUGUGAGGUGCUUGUGGGUUGCUUGUGGGGUGCUUGUGAGGUGCUUGUGGGUUGCUUGUGAGGUGUUUGUGGGUUGCUUGUGGGGUGCUUGUGAGGUGCUUGUGGGGUGCUUGUGGGUUGCUUGUGAGGUGCUUGUGAGGUGCUUGUGGGUUGCUUGUGAGGUGCUUGUGGGUUGCUUGUGAGGUGCUUGUGGGUUGCUUGUGGGUUGCUUGUGAGGUGUUUGUGGGUUGCUUGUGGGGUGCUUGUGAGGUGCUUGUGGGGUGCUUGUGGGUUGCUUUUGAGGUGCUUGUGAGGUGCUUGUGGGUUGCUUGUGAGGUGUUUGUGGGUUGCUUGUGAGGUGCUUGUGAGGUGCUUGUGAGGUGCUUGUGGGUUGCUUGUGAGGUGCUUGUGGGUUGCUUGUGAGGUGUUUGUGGGGUGCUUGUGAGGUGCUUUUGAGGUGCUUUUGAGGUGCUUGUGAGGUGUUUCUGGGUUGCUUGUGAGAUGCUUGUGAGGUGCUUGUGGGUGCUUGUGAGGUGCUUGUGAGGUGUUUUUGGGUUGCUUGUGAGGUGCUUGUGGGUUGCUUGUGGGUUGCUUGUGAGGUGCUUGUGGGUUGCUUGUGAGGUGUUUGUGGGUUGCUUGUGGGUAUGCUUGUGAGGUGCUUGUGGGGUGCUUGUGGGUUGCUUGUGAGGUGCUUGUGAGGUGCUUGUGGGUUGCUUGUGAGGUGCUUGUGGGUUGCUUGUGAGGUGCUUGUGGGUUGCUUGUGGGUUGCUUGUGAGGUGUUUGUGGGUUGCUUGUGGGGUGCUUGUGAGGUGCUUGUGGGGUGCUUGUGGGUUGCUUGUGAGGUGGUUGUGAGGUGCUUGUGGGUUGCUUGUGAGGUGCUUGUGGGUGCUUGUGGGGUGCUUGUGGGGUGCUUGUGAUGUGCUUGUGAGGUGCUUGUGAGGUGCUUGUGAGGUGCUUGUGAGGUGCUUGUGAGGUGUUUGUGGGUUGCUUGUGAGGUGCUUGUGGGUUGCUUGGGAGGUGUUUGUGGGUUGCUUGUGAGGUGCUUGUGGGUUGCUUGUGAGGUGCUUGUGGGUUGCUUGUGAGGUGCUUGUGGGUUGCUUGUGAGGUGCUUGUGGGUUGCUUGUGAGGUGCUUGUGGGUGCUUGUGAGGUGUUUGUGGGUUGCUUGUGAGGUGCUUGUGAGGUGCUUGUGGGUUGCUUGUGAGGUGCUUUUAUGAUUUUCUGAAUCAGUUUGACGCAUGCCUGAGAUUUGUUAGGCAGUAGGCACAGUCGGGUGUUUUGUGGUUUCUAUUUUGGUCGGUCGUGUCUUGAGUUAGAUAAAGGCAAUUGUUAUGUCCCACAACCAAUCUCCCCGUGCUUACGUCUCCCCGACGGUAGCAAAGUGGACAAGGUGACCAGCGCCCCAUAAUCUUAAGAGGCCUUAGAGACCUGGCUUUAGAUAUUAUUUUCAUAGCUUCAUCCCCUUUGAUUUCUGCGUCUAGAAACCUCCCCAAAAGUCCCAGUCACCCCUUUUCUUCUCAAAGUUGUGUCCAAUUUUGUGGAGCUUCUUAGGGAAUCCGCAUGACAACUUUAAAUAUGACGCUAAAAGCCUUAUUGUAGUCAUUUUAUUUCAUGAUUGUUCCUUUUCUGUUUUCAUACUUCUUGAUCCGAACCACUGAUUGUGACUAAGCGGUCAACAAUCAAACAUUGAAUAGCAUUUUGGCUUAGAGAUUUGGUUUUAACUUCUGGGAAAUCUCGUGAAUAGGAAACAGGAACUUUAAACUACGGUAAAUCGCAAACUGACUACAUCCCACUUAAAGAGAACAGUUAUUCCGAAUCACGUAGAUCUGUGUGUACAUUUUUCAAUGACAUAACUGUCGUGGCUGAUGAAUACAGUGCAACUUCACACAAGAUACAUGAGCUCAAUUUAUAAUUGAACUAUGAGUAGCGAUAGGUUAACUCCUAGCUUACAGCCAUAAUUAAGGAGGGAAGUUGUUUUAUAUUGACAAGUUAUCUACUUUAUAUAAAACAAAAAAUAUUGAAAUUAAAACAAUAACUUCUUUAUAAAUUGAUGUGAUGCUUAUAAAUGAAUGGCUUUAUGACAAACGCUUUGAAAUGUAUUAAUUUGAUGCGAAUAAAAGAUAUUUAUAUUGACUUGACAGAAACGUUCGAGGCAAUUAAACAUAAGCUGGGCGGCCUCGACAUUGUAAUCAACAACGCUGGUGUCGGGGGCGAGAUGGAGGACACCUGGGAGAGAACUGUUGAUAUAAAUGUGGUAAGCGUUCAUGUGUACGUCCACAUAAUCUAUCUGUACAGAAAACAUGGUUUAGAGAGCACGGGCCAGUGUAACAGAGCACCAUCUGUUGUAACGCGUGCUCCCACGGGCGGUGCAGUGCUAUCAUUUGUAUCCCAUAACGACCAGUACCAAGGCAAGCGUAACACCGUCUCAUUCAUAGUCAGAGACCCAGUCUGGAAUGAACACUGUGGCCAUUUGAACAAAAUGAUCUUAUUUUUUUAAAUCAUUGUUUCUCAAGUCCAUGUUAUGACUCAAAAAUCGAGAUUAAAAUAAUGAUUUUAUUUCCACUUAUUAACAUUGAUGAUUUGUUUCUAUGCCGUUUUUGUAAAUUUCAGAAAGGGACAAUAAAGGGGACGAUGUUAGGGAUGGAACUGAUGAGGAAAGACAAGGGUGGGAAUGGAGGCGUUAUUGUUAAUGUGGCAUCUAUGGCAGGUAGGGAGAAGUCAUUGUUAAUGUGGCAUUAUGGUAGGUAGGGAGAAGUCAUUGUUGAUGUUGCAUUAUGUCAGUUAGGGAGAAAUCAUUGUUAACGUUGCCUUAUGGCAGGCAGGGACAAGUCAUUGUUGCAUUAUGACAGGUUGGGAAAAUCAUUGUUAAUGUUGCAUCUCUGGCAGGUAUUUUGUAAUUAUUAUUAGUCAGUACUUCAUAUUUAUGACGUAAUGGGGAUUCGUUAUAAUUUAAAAAAAUUACAAAAUGAAAAAGAAAGAAAGAAAUAAAACAACAGCAACCAACUAAAGAAAUGAAUGAAAGAUAAAUAAUAGGAAGAAUGCACAAAAAGAUAAAAUACAUAUUUAAAAAAAAAUAUCAAGAGUUGGCUAUGAGAACAUAUCCUCUGGUACUUUGACUACAUUAAUUAAGUGGACAUAUCCUCUGGUACUUUGACUACAUUAACUAAGUGGACAUAUCCUCUGGUACUUUGACUACAAUAACUAAGUGUACAUAUCCUCUGGGACUUUGACUACAGUAAUUAAGUGGACAUAUCCUCUGGUACUUUGACUACAUUAACUAAGUGGACAUAUCCUCUGGUACUUUGACUACAAUAACUAAGUGUACAUAUCCUCUGGGACUUUGACUACAUUAAUUAAGUGGACAUAUCCUCUGGUACUUUGACUACAUUAACUAAGUGGACAUAUCCUCUGGUACUUUGACUACAAUAACUAAGUGUACAUAUCCUCUGGCACUUUGACUUCAUUAACUAAGUGGACAUAUCCCCUGGUACUUUGACUACAUUAAUUAAGUGGACAUAUCCUCUGCUACUUUGACUACAUUAACUAAGUGGACAUAUCCUCUGCUACUUUGACUACACUAACUAAGUGGACAUAUCCUCUGGUACUUUAACUACACUAACUAAGUGGACAUAUCCUCUGGUACUUUGACUACAUUAACUAAGUGGACAUAUCCUCUGUCAUGGCCCCUCUAUUGAGACCGCCUUGUUAUAGCCGCCGUGUAGUGUUCUAUUCCUCGUGAUGAGUAUCUCUGGUACGUAAACUUGUACAUGCUGCGAGAGCAAGGAAAGAGGAUUAUUUGGUGUACACGUGACACUAACUGAAGUUAACUCUUUACCUUUCUGAAAUGUUGUUCUGGAUUUUUCCAGGGAUCAACCCGAACCCAUGUGGCCCAGUUUAUGCGGCAACAAAAAGUGCAAUCAUCAUGUACUCACAAUCAUGGUCGGUAAGUACUUACACUCUUUUUUUUUUGGGGGGGGGUGGGGGAAGGGAAAUGGGGUUAAGUAUUCAAAACAGGACGUUUCGACUGAGAGCCUCCAUCGGCAGCAAAAUAACGACAACAACUAGCAAAAGUAUGAGAAAGAUGUAGAGCAGUGACAGGAAGUUGUCCAAAAUCAAAAUGUGCGUGUUGCCAAGGACGCUACAUGGCAGUAAAUGAAGUUAGCUGAAGUUACAAGGAAAUGACGACAUUUUCAGAAAACAAUGAGGGGAAAAAAAAAGAGGUAAAAUAUGAAUGGCCGCAACAUUGAGGAUUAUUAUUAAGAGAGUAUUUGAAUGAUUCAAUCUGGCCAUACGGGCUGACUAACUGGUCUUCUCCCCGUUUCAGAAAAACCCGGAACUAGCUCAGAACGGCGUCCGUAUCAACGUCCUUGCCCCUGCAUUCGCCGACACAGCUCUGGUCAAGGCCAUGGGAGAUACCAACACCAUGCACGCACCGGCGAUCGCCCGGGUGAUCAUGCAGAGGGUGGGGAUCAUGACGUAGGUGGUUAGUGGCUGUGGGUUGGUUAAUGAUGGUUUGAAUUCUUACUCUCGUGUUUCUGGGAACCUUUCUCCCAUGACGUCAGUUCAAGAUUGCAUAUAGAUUUUGUGUACACUUAAUCACAAUGAGUUUAUUGUCAAUAGCGAUAGUUUAUCUUAACAUUUAAAUGUACAUACUUGAAGGCUCACAUACGGCCCGUGGGUCACAUAAGGCCUGUGGGCCACACACGGCCCGAGGGUCACAUACGGCCUGUGGGUCACAUACGGUCCGUGGGUCACAUAGGCCCGUGGGUCAUAUACGGUCCGUGGGUCACAUAUGGCCUGUGGGUCACAUACGGCCUGUGGGUCACAUACGGCCCGUGGGUCACAUACGGUCCGUGGGUCACAUACGGCCUGUGGUUCACAUACGGCCUGUGGGUCACAUUCCUGAUGAAUAAACCCCACCUCCUUCCAAUUUCCAGAUUUUUUAAUGAUUUCAUUUAAUUUAACGAAAUAAUUUUAGAGGUAAUCAUUGCUAUUGUGAAGCAGGUGAUUUCUCUGUUGACUACGCUUUCUUUGGGUAGUUCACAGGGUGUGGCCAAUUGGCUUGAUUGUUUUUAUUUCAGGCCACCUUUAACCAAAUAGUAAUUGUAAAUAAAGACCAUCAAGAAGAUGCAAUAAAAGGAUAUAACCCGCCCCACCCCCACCUCCCCCCUCCUCCCCCACUUUAUGUUGUUGCAGACCUGAGACUGUGGCAGAGGCUCUGUAUGAACUGGUCGAUGACCAAAACAAGACGGGCGCCAUCUUGAAGAUAGCACAGACCACUGGUAAAGAGUAUCACACGUACUAGCGUGGGUGACGUAUCGCCGACAUGCACGGUGCAGUGCUACAUUUGUAUCCCAUGAAAUUGACCACAGCAGACCGGACUGGACCAUAUUUAAAAAAAAAAAAAAAAAAACCAGCCAAUCUAUUUUUUAAAAAAAAUUUUUUUCCUUAACUUUAUCCGGAGAGUUUAAAUAUGUACAUUUAAAUUUAAUUUAAACGAAUGGAUGGAUUUAUACAUUAUCGUUGUGCGUGUGAUUUGCUCAAAAUGAAGUAUUAUUUGAUUUUAAAUGAUGGUACGUUAACUCUUGUUCAUCGAAUGAGGUAAGACACUCCUAAAUGAAUUUUUAAGCAAUACUUUUUUAAAGCAGGUUGUAUUCGCAUCUGAGAAUUCGUCCUGACGAUUACCUUUGUGCAUUAGUUUUUAUAUUCGACUGACUAAGAAUUUAAGUUAUAAUUUUGUUAAAAAUGAGAAAAAGUCAUUUCAAAAUAUAAUAAAUAUUUAUAUUUUCUGCCUGAUGCAUAUUGUGACAAUUUUACUGUAAGUUAUGCAAGACUUCAAUCAAUCGUGUAUGAUGUUGUAGUUACGGGUAAUAAGAAAUGACAGUCUGGGGCACCGUGAAAAUGGGACAUGUUAAAAGUAAAAGGAGACACAAACCUUGACGUCAGACACGUUCGUCCAUUCUACAUGGCCCGGAGAAUGAAGCACAGACGUCUCACUACAACAGAAAUGUGUUUUAUUGUUCUGUUAUUAAUACGAACGUCAAGCCUCAUGAGACGAGAAUUUCGGACCCCCCUCCUCCCCCCCCCCCCCCCCCCCCCCGCUCCUGGUAACUGACAAUGAUUUAUACGUGUCUCAAAUUAACAUGACGACACACGUUAGAAUUAAGACACAAGCUGUGGCAGUGGACUAAACACAAAUGGCCAGGGAUUUGGGAGGGGGGGGAGUCUUUACUCUUGUCAGUUUUAGGACUGGGCAUACAUAUGACAUGAGUUCACCUGAGUGCCCCCUCAUCUUCCACCGUGGUACAUCAACUACCAGUGUUACUGAAUGCCCCUGACUACUGGGCUUGUGAUGCACUUAAGUGCCCCUCAUCUUCCACCUUAGUACAUCAACUACUAGUGUUACUGAAUGCCCUUGACUGCUGGGCUUGUGAUGCACUUAAGUGCCCCCUCAUCUUCCACCUUAGUACAUCAACUACUAGUGUUACUGAAUGCCCUUGACUGCUGGGCUUGUGAUGCACUUAAGUGCCCCUCAUCUUCCACUGUAGUAAAUCAACUACCAGUGUUACGGAACGCCUCCAACUGCGCUGCUUGCGGUACACGUUGCAGUAACCGAAAGAUAAAGCAUCUUUUAUAUUUAAAAUAAAAUGUUCGACUAGGCCUUUGCAGAAUUAGGGCACCUAGACCUUUCGGGAGUAUAGAGGCAACUAUGCCUCUAUAGUGUAUCAGGGCACCUAGACCUUUAGGGAGUACAGAGGCACCUAGGCUUUUAUUGCGGAUAGAUGGACCUAGGCCUUUAUGGCGUAUAGAGACACCUAGGCCUUUAUGGCGUAUAGAGACACCUAGGCCUUUAUGGUGUAUAGAAGCACCCAAGCCUUUAGGGGGGUAUAGGGGCACUUAGCCUUUUUGGGAGUAUAGAGGCACAUUGACUUAUGGCUCCAAAACAUUCGAAGACUUUUGAAUCUCUUCGUCAUUUAACAUGGACCCCCCCUCCCCCCCCACACCCUUUUCCACUUUUUUUUUUCCACAGUCAGUAAAUACGAACUUACUGGACAUGAAAUUGAUUUAUAAAUCUAAUAUUCUGUCCUUCAAAAGUGUAAUUGAUGUUUACAUUUUUAAAGGAAAAAAAAUUGCUUAAAUUGUCUAUAACACGUUCCCAAAGGUCGGUGGUGGUUGGAGGGGGGGGGGGCUGACCUUGAACUUAAUGUUGUAUCGGUUAAUAUAGAGUUUAUAUAAAAUACAGCUAUAAUACAGCAUAUUUAUUUUCAUUACUUAAUUGAUUUGUUAUACAUUUUGCAUGUGAUAAUUAUUGUAAAGUUAGUGAACGGAUGUUUGGGUUCAGCAAUUAAACCGGUGGCAAACAUAACCUUACAUAAGAUCUUUGCAACCAGGCAACGAACAAAUGUGCGGUCACGCAUGACGUGUUGUGUUCAUUGCAGAACUUAGCAGUGCGGAAGUAUUUUGUUUUUUUAGCAUGUUGUAAAAAAAAAAAAUGUGAUACAUUGGAAUAAAUGAAAAC